UUGUUGAACUAUAGACAAGGAUAGCAACACCAUUGCAAAUCGAACACUACCAUUAUAACGUGACCUCACUAUAGAUACUCAAAGAAUACUUUUAAAUAACUAUGUUAUAACUGUGACUGUUGCUGGCCGUUACUCUGUUUCUGAGACAAAGAGAAGUUGCUGUUCUAGUCCAGUUUUCAGUCUUUAGUCUGUGUCUGUGAUCUGUGUAGUUUGUAUUUUCGUUUUGUAAUGGGAGGCAUUUUUGUUUCUUGAUUUUCCACGUGUGUUUAUGUACAGGCUUCAUUAACAACAGGCUUAUUACAAUGGCAGAUCAUUUUAUUAGUGCUGGUGUGGCUUACGUUCCUGAAGAUGGACUCAGCGGAGCAAGUCUUUUUGGAAACGGCGAUGGAUUAACGUACAAUGACUUCAUCAUUUUGCCUGGAUUCAUUGAUUUCACUGCCGAUGAAGUGGACUUGACAUCGGCAUUGACCAGAAAGAUUUCUCUACAAACUCCUUUGGUUUCUAGUCCCAUGGAUACAGUCACCGAAUCCAACAUGGCUAUUGCAAUGGCGCUUUGCGGAGGGAUUGGUAUCAUCCAUCAUAAUUGCACUCCAGCUUACCAGGCAAAUGAAGUACACAAAGUGAAGAAAUACAAGCAUGGAUUCAUCAGAGACCCGGUUGUCAUUAGUCCCGAUAACACACUAUUGGAUGUAUUUAAUCUAAAGAAAGAGCACGGUUUCUGUGGAUUUCCUGUUACACAUAAUGGCAAACUAGGAGGUCGUUUGGUUGGAAUUGUCACAUCUCGAGACAUUGAUUUUCUAGAGGAUAAGCAGGAUAAGAAUGUAAAAUUGGACACUAUUAUGACCAAAGUAGAAGAUAUUGUUUCAGCAAAUUUGGGAGUAACAUUGGAGGAAGCCAACAGUAUUUUAGAAAAGUCGAAAAAGGGAAAACUACCCAUUAUUAAUGACGAUGGAGAAUUGGUGGCAUUGAUUGCUCGCACCGAUUUAAAAAAGUCUAGAAACUAUCCAAAUGCUUCCAAAGAUGAAAAUAAACAGUUGCUUGUUGGAGCUGCGAUUGGAACACGAGCUGAUGAUAAAGAAAGGCUCAAACUCCUUGCUGCCGCUGGAGUCGAUGUCGUUGUUUUGGAUUCUUCUCAAGGAAAUUCAAUCUAUCAAAUAGAAAUGAUUAAACAUAUCAAGAGUACCUACCCGAAUCUGCAAGUGAUAGGUGGUAAUGUUGUGACAGCGACACAAGCCAAGAGCCUGAUAGACGCGGGAGCGGACGGACUGCGUGUGGGCAUGGGAAGUGGGUCAAUAUGCAUCACCCAGGAGGUGAUGGCAGUGGGUCGACCCCAGGCCACAGCAGUCUACAAGGUGGCUGAGUAUGCGCGCCGAUUCAAUGUGCCCUGUAUAGCAGAUGGCGGCAUUCAGUCUGUUGGACAUAUCGUCAAAGCUCUCGCACUUGGUGCCUCAACAGUAAUGAUGGGCUCAAUGUUGGCGGGCACUUCAGAAGCUCCAGGAGACUACUUCUUCUCGGAUGGUGUCAGGCUCAAGAAGUACAGAGGCAUGGGAAGUCUAGACGCUAUGAAUAGGAAAGAUGCUAAGGGAUCUGCUAUGGAUAGAUAUUUUCAUAAUGAGGCUGAUAAACUGAAAGUAGCUCAAGGUGUGAGCGGUUCGAUUGUAGACAAAGGCUCGGUUCUGCGAUUUCUGCCUUACCUUCAGUGUGGACUCCAGCAUAGCUGUCAAGAUAUCGGCUCUCGUUGCUUAUCAAAUCUACGGUCCAUGAUGUAUUCAGGAGAAUUGAAAUUUGAAAGGAGAACUCAUUCGGCUCAAUCGGAAGGAGACGUCCACAGUCUGUUUUCGUAUGAAAAAAGAUUGUUUUAGGAUCCAAUCAACCAUCUCCUAUAAUUCAACAGAAAUUGUCAACUACAAUCAAUUCUUAUUUCCAGUCCCAAAAUCAGUCAGUGAUUUCAUAAUGGACAUUUUAUUAUUUCUCAUUUGUAACUUACUUUUCCUCUUGUGUGAAGUAGAGCUUUACACAACUAUUUGAGUAAGGCAAUGAGAAUUUAGAAUUAAUUGCAUGAAGAAUUAUGGAAGAAUCUUAGAAUCCUCUGAAUACUUAACUGGUUCAACCGAUUAUUAUUUACCGUGAGAUCACUAGAGGUUCAUAACAGUAGUAUCUCUGUUAUCCAAUAUUCAUUCAAUUAAUUACAUUUAGUCGAUUGAUUCAUUUCAUUCAGAGCUAAAUAUAUUUUUGUGAUAUUCUUGACAGCAUUCAAUGUAAAUGAUGAGAGCGAUGAUAUUGAUGAGAGUUUAAUUUUUCUUUUUGAUGAUUUCGAUUGAAUAAUAAUUUUUUUUUACAUUUAUUCUUCGCCAGUCAAAGAAAUCAAACGUAGAUUCCUUUUAUUGUUUCAGUUCAGUAAAUAUUUUUUUUGUGUUAUUCUCAUCAGCAUUGAAUUACUAUGAGAGUGAAAUGUAGUGUAAUUCUCCUGAUUGAUAUUUUAGAUUUAAUAAUCAUUUUUCGGUAGUCGAAAAAUACUUACUUCCAGACUUACAAUUCCUUUCAUUGUUUUAAUAGAAGAAAUAUUUAUUUUGUGAUAUUCUACAGCAUUCAUUUAUGCUGAGUGCUGUUUCAUUAUUUUUAUUGAAGUUUGGAAUAACUUAUGCUUAUAUUAAAUGUUUAUUUUGCUGUCGAAUUAGAAAACAAUGAAAUUACAUAGUGGAUUCACGAUUCGUUUUCUUGUUUAAAUUUCAAGAUAUUAUAUUUUUGUGGUAUCUUCAAAAAAAUUUAGUUAUCGUAGUGUAAUUUUCCUUUAUUGCAAUUAAAAAUAACAAAUUAUUAUUAAAUGUUUAUUUUGUUGUCGAAUUGAAAAGCAAUGAGAUUGCAUUUCAGAUUUUUAAUCGUUCCAAUCCAAGAUAUUUUUUUUGUGAUAUUUUAAACAGAAUCCAGUUAUGAUAGUGCAUAAUGUAGUGCCAUUUUUCUUUAUUGUAAUUAUGAUUAACUUUCUUUUAGGAUUCUUUUUAACGUUUAUUUUGCUGUCGAAUUAGAAAGCAAAAAGCAAUGAUAUUACUUUCUAGGUUUACAAUUCGUUUUAUCGUUUUAAUCCAAGAUAUUUUUUCAUCAAUGAUAUUGAAAUGUACCAUUCUUCGAUUGAAAUUUAAAAUAAAUCUAUUGGU
This is a messenger RNA of Nilaparvata lugens (brown planthopper), 3155 nucleotides long. RefSeq names its product inosine-5'-monophosphate dehydrogenase. NCBI's taxonomy places the organism in Eukaryota, Metazoa, Arthropoda, Insecta, Hemiptera, Delphacidae. Gene Ontology annotation, cellular component: cytoplasm. Gene Ontology annotation, biological process: GTP biosynthetic process. Bases 303 to 1862 code for a protein of 519 amino acids. Gene Ontology annotation, molecular function: IMP dehydrogenase activity. The record is from RefSeq and is a predicted model, not a curated record. The transcript is spliced from 12 exons.